Molecule: messenger RNA, 4079 nt
Organism: Suricata suricatta (meerkat)
Lineage: Eukaryota; Metazoa; Chordata; Mammalia; Carnivora; Herpestidae
Gene: ATMIN
Product: ATM interactor
Exons: 3
Coding region: 137-2140 (667 amino acids)
Biological process (GO): regulation of transcription by RNA polymerase II
Cellular component (GO): nucleus
Molecular function (GO): transcription cis-regulatory region binding; DNA-binding transcription factor activity, RNA polymerase II-specific
Source: RefSeq, a predicted model, not a curated record
GCAGGAUGGCAUAGUAAAUCCAACAGUAAGAAAAGAUUUGAAAACCGUACCGAAAUUCUACUGUUGUCCAAUUGAAGGAUGCCCCAGAGGCCCUGACAGACCAUUUUCUCAAUUUUCUCUCGUAAAACAGCACUUUAUGAAAAUGCACGCCGAGAAGAAGCAUAAGUGUAGUAAGUGCAGCAACUCCUACGGCACCGAGUGGGACUUGAAAAGGCACGCCGAGGACUGCGGCAAGACCUUCCAGUGCACGUGCGGCUGUCCCUACGCCAGCAGGACCGCCUUGCAGUCCCACAUCUACCGGACGGGCCACGAGAUCCCCGCAGAGCACAGGGACCCACCUAGUAAGAAAAGGAAACUGGAAAACUGCCUGCACAGCCAGAAGCCAUCCGGCAAGACCACUGAGUCACCGAGCAGCCAGCCGGCUCCGAGAGCAGACACUCAAGAAUUAGAGACCUCAGAGAUAAAGCUAGCCACUUCUUUCGAAGACUCUUGCCACUCGAAUGCCGGAAAGCAGACUCUUACAACACAUCCAAGAUACCCUCAGAAGUUGCUUUUACCCAAGCCCAGAGUGGCUCUGGUUAAACUUCCUGUUCUGCAGUUUUCUCCCACGCCUGUCUUUGUGCCUACAGCUGACCCCUCGGCCCAGCCCGUGGUGCUGGGCGUCGACCAACAGGGCUCCGCCCCGGGCGCCGUGCACAUCCUGCCCCUGUCGGUCGGAACCCUGAUCUUCGGCCUGGAUUCAGAGGCUGGCUGUCUGAAGGAGAGUCUCCCUCUUUCCAAAAUUGUAAAUCCUGUUGCUCUGGAGCCAAUUAGCACAGGGGUCCAGGUGGACUUGGGCAAGAGCCUGUCUAACCCUUUACAAGAACUGGGAAACCCAUGUCCGAAGAACGGCAUUUCUUCGAUCAACGUCCAGACGGACCUGUCGUACGCCACGCAGCAGUUCGUACCUUCCGCGCAGUGGGCCGGCCCAGACUCCUCCGUGUCUUCCUGUUCGCAGACAGACUUGACGUUUGGUUCUCAAGUCUCCCUUCCCAUCAGUGUUCACACUCAAACAUUCUUACCCAGUUCCAAGGUAACCUCUUCCAUAGCUGCUCAGACUGAUACGUUCACGGAUGCCUGUUACCCAUCGGGCGGGGUCUCCAGAGAAACCCAGACCAGUGGGAUGCAGGGUCUGACAGACGACCGAGUCCAGAUGGACCAAGCUGUGAUGUGUGGAGACAUUUUCGAGAGCGUCCAUUCAUCCUACGGUGUUGCCACAGACGCCAUUAUAAGCAGCAGCUUAGUAGCAGAGACGGUCCCUCAUGGUUUGUUACCUCAGAACCACCCUAAGACUUUAAAUCAAGAUCUUGAGAAAUCGGCACCAAUUAUAAACUUCAGUGCACCGCACGGUAUGCUCCCUUCACAGAACAUGACAGAUAAUCAGACCCAAACUAUCGAUUUAUUAAGUGACUUAGAAAACAUCUUGUCAAGUAACCUGCCUGGCCAGACACUGGACAGUCGUCUUCUGUCUGACACGAACACUGGAUCUGACGCCCAGCUCCCGUCUGGCCCGGCCCAGAAUCCCGCCAUUGAUUUUGAUAUCGAGGAGUUCUUUUCCGCCUCAAAUAUCCAGACUCAAACCGAAGAGAGCGAGCUUAACACCAUGACCACUGAGCCUGUCUUGGAAUCGCUGGACAUAGAGACCCAGACUGACUUCUUCCUCGCAGACCCCUCUGCCCAGCCCUAUAGCUGUAGGGGAAAUUCGAACUUCUUAGGCCUUGAAAUGUUUGACACGCAGACACAGACAGACCUAAACUUCUUUUUGGACAGCAGUCCCCACCUGCCUCUGGGAAGCAUUCUGAAACACUCCAGCUUUUCCAUGAGUACGGAUUCAUCGGACACCGAGACCCAGACCGAAGGGACCUCCGCCGCCAAAAGCACCCCUGCCGUAGAGAGCAAAGUUCAGCUGAACAGCACAGAAACACAGACCAUGAGUUCUGGCUUUGAGGCCCUGGGGAGCUUGUUCUUCACCAGCAACGAAACCCAAACGGCAAUGGACGACUUUCUCCUGGCCGAUUUGGCCUGGAACACCAUGGAGUCUCAGUUCAGCUCUGUAGAAACCCAGACGUGUGCAGAACUACACACGGUCUCCGACUUCUGAAAAUGCAGUCAGCGCGUGGGUCGGCCUUUACGGUUUCCUUCCGGGUCAGCGAACGGAGGCGGGACAACAGUGUUAGCACCACUGAAUGUAGUUACUGAUGCAUUUACAGGGGUCCUUGAAGUUCUCUGCCUUUUGUACUUGUAAACAUGAGAUUUGUGUAUAAACGUAAGUGUAUCAUAAAGUGUAAGAUGUUGACCUAAAAUGAUUGUUUCUGUGUUGCCUCCAUUUGCCCUCUCACAGUUAGUCUUCCCGUCUUAAAAAAACAGUCGUGUUCACACCUUUAAAACCCAUCUAGCCAUUAGCUGAAGCCACGCUUACCAAUUACUAGGGUACAGACUUUUCAGAUCCGCAAAACAUUUCCGUUGAAAUGUGACUCACUUCACUUAAAUUGCACCUAAAAUGUCGGACGGUGCUGAAGAGAACUUCCUGUUUCCUGAUAGUAAAUCUCAAGAACUCGGACGCCAUGCCGCACAUUUAAGCACGAGUGCUUACGUGGCGUGGGACUCCUGCCACCUGCCUUGACAUCUCCCUGUUUUCUGACUUGGAGACAAAAGGAAAACCACAGCUGUCUUUAGCUUUUGAGAGCAUCUUCCUGUCACCAGUGCCAUUCUUCCUCUAAAGAAACUAGUAGUGGUCCCAACGUAAGUGUACAGCGCUUUCCUCACAAGACACGUUUCUGUCCAAUUACCGCUUCAAGAAGUAGCGGCAGGCACCCAGUGUAAAUAGUGAUCCUUCCCGUCUAAGUGACCGUCCGUCACCCCAGCUGCGGAACGCUGCGGCAUGGAGUCCUGCCCCCCAGCUCACCCUGGAGGGUGCCCUGUGAACACCCCUCCCGCUCUCCCCAGUAGGCGAGGUGGGGCGGGGGGGCCCCAGAGCUGCUUCUCAGAGUGCAUCCAUAGGCUGAAUCUGAGCUUUGUCUUUCUAAAUGUUAAAAAAAAAAAAUACUGGAAAGAGAAAAGGACACAUUUCCCCAUAAAUUUCAGUACUUUAUGUAAGUUUGAAUAGGGCAAGAGUGCAAUCCAUGAUUGUUGAGUGAAUCUUUUCAUCCACCUCUCAUCCCUUCCUUGAAUAAGGACAGACAUUGGCCCAGCAAGGGUAGUAUUUGUGCCUUGAGGACAGUACAGAACAGACCCACCUGAACUAUGGUAUUCCCCAUUUUGUGCAGACGGCAGUGCCAAACAGUCUUCAAGGAAGAUGAAGACCAGUUACUUGCGUAAUCGAGAACAUCCACGUUUUUAGACGGGAGCAUGGCCAGAUAUGCUCCGGAGGUUUUCUGUGUUGAGGAAAUCAGGAAUUCUUAAUUGUUGGCCAACUUUGAGUCAAGGAAAAAUCGGUGCAGCCCAUAAGUUUUCUAAGUUUACUUAAGGAAAAAAGUUCCUUCUGUGGCACAUGCUUACACGCUGCUGAAGACUAAAUCCUCAAAAUAAAACCUAACGAGUGGACUAAUAGCUCAUUAAAUGGAUGAUUUUCGUACUAAUUCCUAUCCCAUAGAAUACUUGGUAGUGAAUCCGUAACCUUGCCUGGAUGGAUUAACCUGGUAGAUAAAAGUUUGCUUUGGUCACAGUGGCCUAUGAAUAUGGGUUUCAGAACAGACAUAAAGCCUUAACUUAGAAUUUCAUUAUGUUUUAGAAUUGUCACUGCCUUAAUGUUCAAACAUUUAUUUAAGUUCUCCUGGUCAGGGAGAAAUGCAUGUUCGUUUCUGGCUUUUUGUAAAUACAAAUGCAGUGAUCCUUUGGCUUUGAAAAACGUUUGUUGUUGUUGCUGCUGUGAAAAUGUCUGUUAAUCCAGCCAGUAGAGUUACUUACAGAAAAAUGGAGCAUGUCCUGGUCCUUCCCGUACAAGUAAGAACUGUUUCCCUCCCAGACCUUAGUUCCCUGAAUCGUCUUCGGAUUAUUCGUAAAAACUGAAAUUCUGUGAUUAAAGACAAGUGAGAAUUCUA